CUGUAAAGAUGGGGUCUUGCUAUGUUGUCCAGGAUGGUCUCAAACUCCUGGGCUCAAGCGAUCCUCCUGCUUUGGCCUCCCAACGUGCUGGCGAUAUAGGUAUGAGCCAGGCCACAUUGCUGAACUUGGAAAGUGGAGCAAAGAAUCAUACAAAAAAUUAAGAAAACCAAAACGAAACCAAGGCGAACUCAAUUGCUUUUUUUUUUUUUCAGCGCUACACUUUGUAAGGCACGAACCUCUCUCUUAGGCGGACCUAUUCCAGGGCGCCCUUUAUUUUCAUUUCUUGAAACAACAGCCUCGCAGGCCAAGCCGCGGUUCCCGAGAACUCGGCUGCCACCCGGAGCAGGUUGCAUGGACCCAGGAGCGCGAGCGGCCCUGCUCUGCCAGCUUCGGCCAAUCAGAGGCCAGGCAGCGGUGGGCGUGGCGUGGGGCGGUGCGCGGGGCGGGCGGUGGCUGGGGCGCGUGCUCUGGCUUGGUCGCUGGGUCUGCGUCUUCCCGGGCCAGUGCGCUGAGGCCUCCGUGUCGCCGCUGCCGCCUGCGCCUAGCCUGCCGCUGCCGCCCGCGCCUAGCCUGCCGCGGCACGCCCGGCUGCACGCUUUGCUUGGCCUCGCCAUGCCGGUGGACCUCAGCAAGUGGUCCGGGCCCUUGAGCCUGCAAGAAGUGGAAGAACAGCCGCAGCACCCGCUGCAUGUCACCUACGCCGGGGCGGCGUUGGACGAGCUGGGCAAAGUGCUGACGCCCACUCAGGUUAAGAAUAGACCCACCAGCAUUUCGUGGGAUGGUCUUGAUUCAGGGAAGCUCUACACCUUGGUCCUGACAGACCCGGAUGCUCCCAGCAGGAAGGAUCCCAAAUACAGGGAAUGGCAUCAUUUCCUGGUGGUCAACAUGAAGGGCAAUGACAUCAGCAGUGGCACAGUCCUCUCCGAUUAUGUGGGCUCAGGGCCUCCCAAGGGCACAGGUUAGUAAAGGUGGUUUUUG
Cercocebus atys (sooty mangabey) is the source of this 978-nucleotide messenger RNA. RefSeq names its product phosphatidylethanolamine-binding protein 1-like. The record is from RefSeq and is a predicted model, not a curated record. The coding region runs from base 352 to 963 and encodes 203 amino acids. Gene Ontology annotation, biological process: negative regulation of MAPK cascade. NCBI's taxonomy places the organism in Eukaryota, Metazoa, Chordata, Mammalia, Primates, Cercopithecidae. The transcript is spliced from 3 exons.